Messenger RNA from Nerophis lumbriciformis (worm pipefish), 1304 nucleotides. Its product is annotated as phosphomannomutase 1-like. Gene Ontology annotation, cellular component: cytosol. Gene Ontology annotation, molecular function: phosphomannomutase activity. The record is from RefSeq and is a predicted model, not a curated record. Gene Ontology annotation, biological process: mannose metabolic process; protein N-linked glycosylation; GDP-mannose biosynthetic process. Lineage: Eukaryota; Metazoa; Chordata; Actinopteri; Syngnathiformes; Syngnathidae.
UGCGUUGUCACCCAGCACCUUGUCUUUUUCUAAGGUGUCUUUUUUAAGGUGUCUUUUUAAGGUGUCUUUUUUAAGGUGUCUUUUCCAACAUCGCAACAACAGACGUGAAGGAGAGAGAAGAAAAAAGGCGACUAUUUCCGCUGGGAAGGCUUUUAAAAAAAAAGACGGAGAUUUGACGCGGAGGAGAAGAAUGUGUUUCUGUGCGUGGACUUUUACUUUGUAACACAAGACAUUGGAAGAGUUUAUAACAGAAGACAUUGAAUAAGUGUGUAAAAAGAGGCGAUGGAGCGGAAGAUCCUGUGCUUGUUUGACGUGGACGGUACUCUGACAGCACCCAGAUCGGUGAGCUGCUUUAGUCCAAUAGUUACGAAAAUAGACCCGCAGCUGGACCAGUUCUUCCAAACGCUGCGACGCAAAGUCAAGAUCGGCAUCGUUGGAGGCUCCGACUACUCCAAGAUAGCGGAGCAGCUCGGGGAAGGAGACGAAGUCUUACACAAGUUUGACUAUGUGUUUGCUGAGAACGGCACAGUGCAGUACAAAGAUGGGAAGCUCCUCUCCAAACAUGCUAUCCAGGAGCAUAUUGGAGAGGAGCUGCUGCAGGACCUGAUCAACUUCUGCCUGAACUACAUGGGGCUCAUCAAGCUGCCAAAGAAAAGGGGAACAUUCAUUGAGCUGAGGAAUGGAAUGCUCAAUAUUUGCCCCAUCGGUCGGAGCUGCACCACGGAGGAGCGAAUGGAAUUCUCCGAAAUUGAUAAGAGAGAAAAAAUCAGGGAGAAAUUUGUGGCGGCCCUGAAAGAGGAAUUUGCUGGCAAGGGACUGAGAUUCACCAGAGGCGGACUCAUCAGCUUCGAUGUGUUUCCGGAAGGCUGGGACAAGAGGCUGUGUCUGGACCUGCUGGAGAGAGAAGGCCUGGAGCGCAUCUACUUCUUUGGGAACGAGACGUCAGAUGGAGGAAACGAUUACGAAAUCUACAACGACCCUCGGACCAUCGGCGUGGCAGUUUGCUCUCCGGAAGACACGGCCAGACAAUGUGGAUGUUUCCUCAGCGACUCGUCACAUCAGUCCUGAGGUUACGCUCUCAGACAACUCCCAGUGCCUCUUACGUCUGCUGAAAGGCUGUUUCCUCCACACUGGAUCAUUACUGGAUUGUCGCCAGCAGAGGGCAGUGUGGCGUCUUCUUUUACGUCAGUUUGCUCUGCUUGGCGGACUUCCUGUCUUUUCUGCGAGAUGGAAGUGAAGUUUGUUGUUUUUUUUGUUUUGUUUUAAUAUAUCUUUGUUUAUAAAUAUCAACAUUUACAAACAUA